GCCCAGAACAAAUUUGAAGGGUUUCAAAGCCAUUCAAAGUUGAGAUGUACUGAUCAAAAGGUGAGGUUCAGUGAGUCAGCUACCCCAAUCAAUCAAAUUAUCGUGUUACCUACGUUACACUAUAAAUCCUAGCAUGUGUUUAUUUACUACAAAUUAAGAUUUAUUUGCAGAACGAAUAAGACUGAAAUGGUAUAUUGUAUACAAACUAUGCACUAUUAAUAUGGACAAUAAGUGUCGUUUCUGUUUAAGUUGCAAUUGUGUGUGUCUUGUAAGAGCUACUACAUGAACACAUAAAUUAACUUUCAAGAGUUGUAUUGCACAAUUUGACACUUAUUUGCCAUCCAAAUUUUAAGGUUAUGGGUAGCAGUUGCACCCACUCAUACAAAUUGGGACCCUGUGAACUGUGAGCUGGAGAAGACUCUCUGCAACCCUUUCAAGAGUGGAGACUAUCGGUGUAUGGUGUUUGGUCAUAAGAGCUCUUCCCAGUGUCUCGUGACAGCCUCAGAGACUCACCUCCAAGUCUGGGACCUCCUCUCUUGCUCAGUGCUGUGGUGUGUGAAGACCAGAGUGUGCUCCAUGGUAUCUGAUCCUCUGAGUCAACUCACAGCUGUGUUUGUGCCCUCAGGGAAUGACCCACCAUACACAUUGUGGGUGGCUGUGCAUGCCACAUCUCAAGGAGUCCUGACAAGUUGUUGCAUAAUUAUGGUUUCUUAGCUAGGCAUUGUACAAUUGUGAUUUUGGCCAAGUCUCAUUCCUAACAAAUUUCACGUAUUAAGUCUUAAUGAUAUUGCUUGUUUGGAAUGGUCUUCAUAAAUGUGUACCUGAUUGACCUCCCCCCCCCCCACACACACACACACACAGUGUACCUGAUUGACCCUCCCACACACACAGUGUACCUGAUUGACCCCUCCUCCCCUACACACAGUGCACCUGAUUGAUCCACUCAACUGACCGUACAUCACUCUGUGUGCUCGGGGCAAGUGCUGGGGGCGUAUUUCUACCCCUUCAGUCAGGGGGUUACAUCCACACUGUACUUUAUGGACAAGGCACAGUGUCUGACUCUGUGGGAUCCAGUGAACUGUGAGCUGAGGAAAACUCUCUGCAACCCUUUCAAGAGGUGGAGACUAUCGAUGUUGAAUACCUGUAGGCUAGCAGCUGCCGUAUAGCUGUACCUUACUUCAUCGAUCAGGUGCAAAUAUUGAAUACUUAUAUAUAGGCUAGUAGCUAUUUGUUUAAUGUAAGCUCAUUAUUUGUUCCUCUUGUGUGUGUAUGGUGUUUGGUCAUAAGAGCUCUUUCCAGUAUCUCGUGACAGCCUCAGAGACUCACCUCCAAGUCUGGGACCUCCUCUCUUGCUCAGUGCUGUGGUGUGUGAAGACCAGAGUGUGCUCCAUGGUAUCUGAUCCUCUGAGUCAACUCACAGCUGUGUUUGUGCCCUCAGGGAAUGACCCACCAUCCACACAUUGCACGUAUCUGGUCAGUGGUGGUGAGGAGGGUGUACUCGUCCUCUGGAAGCUGGACACACACAAAAGAGAGUUUCAUUCUCGUCUUGGCUCACCCAUCACACACCUCGCCUGUAGCCCUGGUGACAAGUACUUCACUGUCGGUUUGCAAAGCAAUGUGGUACAAGUGGUAUCAGGAGUGGACACUGAGAUGGAAUGGACUAUCGGAGGACUAAGGAGGUCCCAUAUCCAGACUGUAAACCAGAAUGGAAUCAAUACUGGCCUAGGGAUCUGUCCACGUUCCAUCAAUAGUAGUGACCAACAGUACGCCCGGGUUCAUCCAGUUCUACGACCCAGUCAAGGAGUCAGUCACCCAACAAAAUGUGACGGACCUGAACUACGUGUCUCGGCCUGAUGACACGCCCCUCUCUCUGACCACAGUGGACCACACCUCUUUCUCUCCUGCUGGCUAGCAACAAUACACUCUGAACACUUGUGUGGAGCCACCUCACGAUCGACCUGUCACCAGCAUCACCUUCUAACCACGUCACCAUACCAACAAGACGUCCAAUCAGAUCCCUCUAUUGGUCUUACGAGUCUAGAUGGCCACUUCAAGACGUGGGUCCUCCUAGGAGAGGAAGUGGGUGUGUCAUGGUCGUGUCAGGCAGUGGGUUACUACCAUGGUCUGGAGAGUGUGGGGGCGUGCUUCAGUGAGGAUGGGUCACUACUGGCUGUCAACUUCAAGACUUGCCUGACUCUGUGAGCUGAGGAAUACUCUCUGCAACCCUUUCAAGAGUGGAGACUAUCGGUGUAUGGUGUUUGGUCAUAAGAGCUCUUCCCAGUAUCUCGUGACAGCCUCAGAGACUCACCUCCAAGUCUGGGACCUCCUCUCUUGCUCAGUGCUGUGGUGUGUGAAGACCAGAGUGUGCUCCAUGGUAUCUGAUCCUCUGAGUCAACUCACAGCUGUGUUUGUGCCCUCAGGGAAUGACCCACACAUUUGUACCUGAUUGACCCCUCUUCCCCCACUCCACUGGCCGUACAUCACUCUGUGUGCUCGGGGAAAGUGCUGGGGGGCGUGUUCCUACCCCCUCAGUCAGGGGGUACCUCUACACUGUACUUCAUGGACAAGGCACAGGUGUUGUAUGGCCUAGAGGAGGAAGGUAAAGAGAAGAGUGAUGACUCUCGGCCGUUACUAGGGGACAAUGUUCCCACAUCAGAGAGGGCAUUCUGGGAUAUCUUUGGAGGCAGUAAACUAUAUAACAGAGGUUCUAUUGAACAUGUAAUGUACACGUCCAAACCAUGACUCUCUCUACUCAGUGCCCCUCCCCACGUCCUCCCCCCAAUGCCCUCCCUCUGUCUCCCGUUCCUCCAGUCACGUACAUUAGCAGGGGUCUAAAGGUCAUUAUGGUCGAGGACAAAGGUCAGCCAGAAGUGGGUGUGGCCUCUAGUAAAGCUAGUAAUGGGAGAAACUUGGAGGUCAAGAACUAUAUGAUUGGCCCGGCUAGUACUAGUAGAGCAUUUCCGAGUAAUGUGAUAUUUUGAACCAACAUUUCUUUUACACACAGUUAGUAUUAUGUGGCUAGACUAUAAUCAAGUUAUUAAGAUGGUAUGGUACAAAACUUGUCAGCUAUUAGGAUAAGUUCUUGUACUUAUAGUCAUCAAUAUCCACAGCCAUCCAGAGCUUCAAGAUGUUUGCUGCAGACUUGUUAUCUAUAGUAGACAUGCACUUACUAUAGCACAGUACUGUAACAAAAGAGAGUAACAGUAGUUGUAUACAUGCAUGUAUGUACAGAUAAAAAUUUAUAUCGGAUGGGUGAACAAACUUUUUUAUCAAUGUGAGAGGCCUCUGACCUUUGUACUCCUCUGACACUUAAUAUUGUACCUGCUUACACUACCACUUGCGCUAGAGGAGGUUGGCCACGCGUCAUCAUUCAUGACGUCUCUGCUCACGUUACCAUAUACAUGUAUAUAACUGAACAACUGUAAAUAAAGCUCUUGCUUAAUUGCUGAAUUUAUAACACCUGGCUAGCUGUGUCUGUUGUCUGGUUGUCUGGUUGGACCAGGAUUAGCUAGACUAUAGGGUAGAGUCUAGUUUAGUGGUACUGUUACUGUAUAGCUGGUUAUUUUCGAGGCACGAAAUGUUCGAGGUUUUCGAAGAUUGACCCAGAAACACAAAAAUUUGGUACCUCGAAAAUUGGUUUACAUGUAGUGGUCAUUUGAACCGCUAUCCUCGAAAAUAAAAUGUUCGAAAAUGUUUUGUUUGGGCAAUCCGCGAAAAUUUAGUGCCCUGAAAAUAACCCGCUAUACGGUAUAAUGUAGCUUGCAAUGUACUGGCUGGUAAACACUUUAUGCACUGAUAACUUUCGGAAUGGAGGAGAUCGCUGGGGGUCGGGUUGGUUAAUGUAUAUUCAAAAUAGGCGGAGAGACACAUAAAUGUUGCCUUCAGUCUCUAAUGACCGUGCACACCAGCUAGAAGUUUACAUAGAAAAUUAUCUAUGCCAGCUCAGCAAAAAAGUGGUGAUCGUGUCCAACGUGCUCUGCGCUUGCGUAUUGCAUGUUGGUUCUGACCGCUUG
Messenger RNA from Halichondria panicea, 4013 nucleotides. RefSeq names its product WD repeat-containing protein 75-like. The record is from RefSeq and is a predicted model, not a curated record. Gene Ontology annotation, cellular component: nucleolus. Gene Ontology annotation, molecular function: RNA binding; protein binding. The transcript is spliced from 16 exons. Bases 1270 to 1854 code for a protein of 194 amino acids. NCBI's taxonomy places the organism in Eukaryota, Metazoa, Porifera, Demospongiae, Suberitida, Halichondriidae. Gene Ontology annotation, biological process: positive regulation of rRNA processing; positive regulation of transcription by RNA polymerase I.